Messenger RNA from Aspergillus wentii DTO 134E9, 393 nucleotides. RefSeq names its product 40S ribosomal protein uS8. Gene Ontology annotation, cellular component: cytosolic small ribosomal subunit; ribosome. Gene Ontology annotation, biological process: translation. The record is from RefSeq and is a predicted model, not a curated record. Gene Ontology annotation, molecular function: structural constituent of ribosome. The transcript is spliced from 2 exons. Bases 1 to 393 code for a protein of 130 amino acids. NCBI's taxonomy places the organism in Eukaryota, Fungi, Ascomycota, Eurotiomycetes, Eurotiales, Aspergillaceae.
AUGGUCAAGACCUCCGUUCUCAACGAUGCGCUUAACGCCAUGAACAACGCCGAGAAGGCCGGCCGUCGCCAGGUCAUGAUCAGACCUAGCUCCAAGGUCAUCAUCAAGUUCCUCCACGUCAUGCAGAAGCACGGCUACAUCGGAGAGUUCGAGGAGGUUGACGACCACCGUUCCGGCAAGAUUGUCAUCCAGCUGAACGGUCGCCUCAACAAGUGCGGUGUCAUCAACCCCCGCUACCCCGUCCAGCUCCGUGACAUUGAGAAGUGGGCUGUCCAGCUCCUUCCCUCUCGUCAGUUCGGCUACGUCGUCCUGACCACCUCCGCUGGUAUCAUGGACCACGAGGAGGCCCGCCGCAAGCACGUCUCCGGCAAGCUCCUCGGUUUCUUCUACUAG